Molecule: messenger RNA, 2036 nt
Organism: Quercus robur (English oak)
Lineage: Eukaryota; Viridiplantae; Streptophyta; Magnoliopsida; Fagales; Fagaceae
Exons: 7
Coding region: 228-1814 (528 amino acids)
Source: RefSeq, a predicted model, not a curated record
CACCAAGAAGCAUUGUAAUAAAAAAACAAAGCUAACUAACAAGUAGCUAUGAAAACAAAAACAAAAACAAACAUAGUCCACCACUCCACCGCUAAAAAGUCUAAGUCCUAAUAAUAUAAAGUCCAAAUCCCUCUUUUCCCUUCAAUUCCCAAUUCCCAAUUCCCAAUUUCUCAUCCCCCAAAUUAGGGCUCCCUGCUCUCUUCCCAAAUCGAUCAGAGCUUGGACCCAUGUCUCUGAACUCUCCAUUCAAGCACAGACUACUGUCAAUACUGCUCUGCGUUUUGGGUCUUGGAUUCGGGUUCGGGUCGGAUGCUCUGAAGUUGCCGUUUCGGGUCAACGAUGUUCUACCCGUUUUGCCUCACCAGAUUUCGUGGCCGGUGCUGAACAACUUUCACAGCGCCGUUGAUUUGUUGCCCGCUUUUGUGGGAUCGGUGAGCCCCAACAAUGGCACCCUUGAGUGGAAAGGCGCGUGCUUUUAUGGCAACGAGGCUCGCCUUGAGUUCACCGAGAGCGAUAGGGACGAAGCCACUUUGGGUGGCGGUGUUCUUUAUCUAAAGACUUCUGCAGCGCACAGUUGGACCUGCAUGGAUCUCUAUGUAUUUGCAACACCCUACAGGAUUACAUGGGAUUACUACUUCUCUGCUCGAGAACAUACAUUGAAAUUUGACUCAUGGGAAGAGCCUGCAGAGUUGGAAUAUGUUAAGCAGCACGGGGUUUCUGUAUUUCUCAUGCCAUCAGGAAUGCUGGGGACCUUGCUUUCAUUAGUAGAUGUAUUGCCUUUGUUUUCGAAUACAGGGUGGGGUCAAAAUGCUAACUUAGCUUUUCUGAAGAACCAUAUGGGUGCCUCAUUUGAAAAACGUCCUCAGCCUUGGCUUGCAACUAUAAAUCCUGAUGAUGUUCAUUCUGGUGAUUUCUUAGCUGUAUCAAAGAUCCGUGGUCGGUGGGGUGGAUUCGAGACAUUAGAAAAAUGGGUAACUGGUGCUUUUGCUGGUCAUACUGCUGUCUGCUUGAAGGAUGAGAUGGGAAAUCUUUGGGUUGGUGAAUCUGGACAUGAGAAUGAAAAGGGUGAAGAAAUUAUAGUGGUAAUUCCAUGGGAUGAAUGGUGGGAGUUGGCACUGAAGGAUAGUUCUAAUCCACAAAUAGCCUUGCUUCCCUUGCAUCCUGACUUGCGUGCAAAAUUCAACUCCACUGCAGCAUGGGAGUAUGCUAGGAGCAUGGCAGGCAAGCCAUAUGGUUAUCACAACAUGAUAUUUAGUUGGAUUGACACUAUCUCUGACAACUAUCCUCCACCUCUUGAUGCUCACUUGGUCAUUUCUGUCAUGUCUAUGUGGACUAGAUUGCAGCCAGCAUAUGCUGCAAAUAUGUGGAAUGAAGCUCUAAACAAGCGGCUAGGGACUGAGGAUUUGGACUUGCAUGAUAUUUUAGCUGAAACUGAAAAGCGUGGCAUAUCAUUUGAUCAAUUGCUUACUAUUCCAGAACAAGAUGAUUGGGUGUAUAGUGAUGGGAAAUCAACAACCUGCGUUGCAUUUAUCCUUGCUAUGUAUAAAGAGGCUGGAAUUUUUGGCCCCAUUUCAAACUCUAUUCAAGUAACUGAGUUCACUAUUCGCGAUGCUUAUAUGCUUAAGAUUUAUGAGGAUAACCAAACACGCCUACCAAAGUGGUGCAACGAUGAGGAUGGGCGGCUCCCAUUCUGCCAGAUUCUUGGUGAAUACUGGAUGGAACUGCCUCAGUAUAACACACUAGAGCCAUAUGCCAACAUGAAUGAGAACUGCCCCACCUUACCCCCUAUUUAUGAUAGGCCCAUUCGAUGCUAAGUUGAAAUUCAAUGUAUGUAUUUGUAUUAUUGUUGUUCCUCGAAGAUGCAUUUAAGCUGCUUUUAUACAUGUAUGACAUUUUUACAUAGCUGCAAAUAUGUUUAUCCAAAUAUCCUUAGAAUAUGUGGGGAUGAAACUCACUCACCUGAAAAAUUCAAUAAUUGUAUAUAUCUAUUACUAGAGUUAAAAAAACAUUUUUAGUUGAUGUUUGUAAUCUGUAAA